Messenger RNA from Paramisgurnus dabryanus, 2142 nucleotides. RefSeq names its product ADP-ribosylation factor 1 (gene arf1). Gene Ontology annotation, molecular function: GTPase activity; GTP binding. The record is from RefSeq and is a predicted model, not a curated record. Lineage: Eukaryota; Metazoa; Chordata; Actinopteri; Cypriniformes; Cobitidae.
UCAACGGAAGUGACGCGAUACGCACUGACGUGGCCGGAAAUCCGCCAUCUUGAAGGAGGAAACGCCUCAGAGUUAAAGAGGAAACUUAUACCCUGUUGUCCUUAAGGAGGAAGAGGCUGUUGAUUUCUUUAGUUUUCUGGUCCGUUUCAGCAAAGGGAAACAACAUCUGACAAAAUGGGCAAUAUAUUUGCAAACCUAUUUAAAGUCUUUGGCAAGAAAGAGAUGAGAAUUCUCAUGGUGGGGCUUGAUGCUGCUGGAAAAACGACUAUUCUUUACAAACUGAAGCUGGGGGAAAUAGUUACCACAAUUCCAACUAUCGGUUUUAACGUUGAAACUGUGGAGUACAAGAAUAUAAGUUUCACUGUUUGGGACGUUGGCGGUCAAGAUAAAAUUCGACCACUGUGGCGUCAUUACUUCCAAAACACACAAGGUCUGAUCUUUGUGGUUGAUAGCAAUGACAGAGAGCGUGUGAAUGAGGCGCGAGAGGAACUCAUGAGAAUGUUGGCUGAAGAUGAGCUCAGGGAAGCCGUCCUGCUAGUGUUCGCCAACAAACAGGACUUACCGAACGCCAUGAACGCUGCCGAAAUCACGGAUAAGCUGGGGCUUCACUCACUCCGGCACAGGAACUGGUACAUUCAGGCCGCGUGUGCCACCAGCGGCGAUGGCCUUUAUGAAGGACUCGACUGGUUGUCCAACCAACUGAAAAACCAGAAAUAAUCACCUCACUCUUCUGUCCUUUCUUUUUAGACCUUCUCAACACUUGCUUUACUCUUAUGUUUUUAAACAGACGGUGCUGGAAGCUGCAUUUGUUUCAUAUCUGAUUAAUGCAGAAGCCCUACAUGGGGAUACGAUGCGUCGCUCUCGUGUUUAAUGGACAUAGCUAUGUUUUUUGCUAUGAGGCAGCUGUCUGAGCACCAUUAUGCAAUGUAGACUUAAACUUUCAUCGUUUCUUUCCAUCUUUUUCCUGUUUAUUUUUGAGUCAUCGGGACUUUUACGAACACCGGUCAGAUCUUAUUCGAAUCUUGCACACGUAUUAUGUUAUUGUGCUUAUAUCAUGACUGUCUCUUACAUGUACUGUAAACAGCUGUUUUGUGCGUCUCAAACCAAGUACAGGAAAUUCAACUGUGUGGACACUACCUGAUCAAUUUAGAGAAAGAGAAGCCAAAAACGAUUACACUGUUUCUUUGGCAAGCAUUGACAUGACCUCAAGCUUUACUGUCAGGAGCUAUAGGUAUGAUGUAUAUUAAGCCGGCUAUACACAAAUGCUCAUCUCAUACGUUGUUUUCUGUCUUAUCAAACUCUCAAUACACAGCUGUAAACUUUUUGUGCAUGGGAGAACUCGAUGUGGCUCAGGUUAAUCAUGGUUUGUAGCAUGGUGAAUCUCAUAAAACAUCAAGAAUAUGUCCAGGUCACAUUUUACUUAAAUUAUUUUUAGCUUUAUCUUUUAAUCUGUUUUGUGACAUUUUACCCACACCAUCUAUUUUCACUGUAAUCUGUAAUCUUUCACGCUGACCUGUACAUGUUUUUGUUAGAUUUACUUUGUAAAAGAAACUGAAGCAUUGAAUGCACCUAUGAUUAAAGUUAUAUAGCAAAAAUACAAAAAAAUCAUAUUGUUUUGAGAUGUUCAUGUGUGCUUCAACAAAUGUUGGGGGUUUAAGAGUCUUCCUAAUGUACACGUGAACUGGUAAAGUCUAACCUCCACUAGAAUUAACAAUAACAAACUCAUCUAAAAAAAUCAGUUAAAAAGAUAAUCUCAUGUGUGGUGCAGAACAACAAGUCUCUCAUAUGAAUGUUAAGAAACAAUAUGACAGUCGUUUGAACAUUUUGUUUUAUAUACAGUAGUCUACUUUUUAAGAGUAGCCCCUGGUGCCUUUAUGGUCUACAGAGACACCCAUUUACUGUAAGUUAUACAACGUUCAUGUCCACUCGCAUGUUCUUUGUUAAAGCAAUGUUAGGGGCUGAUGGCUUAAAAGCCACUGUACAAUUAUUUAUCUUAAUUUUCUUUUUCCUUAUUAACCUUUUAUUUGAUAGACACUGAUUCAUUGGGGUCGAAAACUGUAUGUGAAUCUGAUAGUGUGACUCUUAACGUAAAUGUCUUUUGUCAGAAAUGCACUGUAAUUAAAGAUUUACUGUACAACUGGA